AUGACCCAGGCUGCUGCUGAACACGUGCUCGUCACCGGAGGAGCCGGAUACAUCGGCUCUCACACUGUUAUUGCUCUGGUUGAGGCUGGACGAAAGCCAGUCAUUGUCGACAACCUGGACAACUCGUGUGAGGAGGCUGUGCGCCGAAUCGAACAGAUUGUGGGCGAGAAAAUCCCCUUCUUUGAGGUUGAUAUCAGAGACACUAACGGUCUGGAUGAAGUGUACAAGCAGUACCCAACCAUCACCUCUGUGCUGCAUUUCGCUGGUCUCAAGGCCGUGGGAGAAUCUGGCCAGAUUCCUCUGGAGUAUUACAACUGCAACGUGGCGGGUUCCAUUAACCUCCUGCAGUGGUGCCAGAAGCACAACAUCCACAACUUUGUCUUCUCGUCGUCCGCCACCGUCUACGGAGACGUCACCCGGUUUGAGGGCAUGAUUCCCAUUCCUGAGGAGUGUCCCACCGGACCCACUAACCCUUACGGACGAACCAAGAUGAUGAUCGAGGACAUCAUUCGAGAUCACGUGCGAGCCAAUGCUCCCUGGAACGCCGCUAUUCUGCGAUACUUCAAUCCGAUGGGUGCCCAUCCCUCUGGUCUGGUUGGAGAGGAUCCUCUUGGUAUCCCCAACAACCUGCUUCCUUACCUUGCCCAGGUUGCCGUGGGCCGACGAGAGAAGCUCUUUGUGUUUGGUGACGACUACCCCUCUCGAGAUGGAACUCCCAUCCGAGACUACAUCCACGUGUGCGAUCUUGCUGCUGGCCACGUGGCUGCCCUUGAGAAGCUCGAGGCUGUCGAUAAAGAGCGAAAGCAGCUGCCCCAGGGGUCCCCCGAGCUCAAGCACGGUUUCUCUCGAGAAUGGAACCUAGGAACCGGCCACGGAUCUACUGUGCUUGAGGUCGUCAAGGCCUUUUCCAACGCCGUGGGUAAGGACCUACCCUACGAAAUCACCGGUCGACGAGACGGAGACGUUCUGGAUCUCACCGCGAAACCCGGCCGAGCAAACUCCGAGCUCAACUGGAAGGCAGAGAAGACUCUCGACGAAAGCUGCUCCGAUCUGUGGAGAUGGACCAGCGAGAACCCCUAUGGUUACAAAAAGGACCGUCAUGACAAGUAA
This is a messenger RNA of Yarrowia lipolytica CLIB122, 1110 nucleotides long. RefSeq lists its product as uncharacterized. Gene Ontology annotation, molecular function: UDP-glucose 4-epimerase activity. The record is from RefSeq and is a predicted model, not a curated record. Gene Ontology annotation, biological process: beta-D-galactose catabolic process via UDP-galactose, Leloir pathway. Lineage: Eukaryota; Fungi; Ascomycota; Dipodascomycetes; Dipodascales. Gene Ontology annotation, cellular component: cytosol.